AUGUACGGCUGCUUAAUUUUCUUUCAAUAUUAAAUACGUAAGGACAUGUGCUACAUGCGAAACGUAAUCCUGCCAAAGCUUCUUCCACUCGAAGCACAUUACCACAUGUCGGACAGAACAUCAACAUCGUGUUUUCAGUCAUGAAUGAUUGGUCGAGUUUUUAAAUUUUAUUUCAUUGAAUGAAAAAAACAAAAUAAAAUUAAUUAUUAAAAAUAUAUAUUUUACAAAACAUAAAUUAACUAUAAGAAAUUUUUAUUGUAUAUAUAUUUCAACAUGUUUCAACGUUAUAAAAAUUUAUAUUUAGCGUCAAAUAUACAAUCAAGAUAUAAAAGCUUCUUAAAUUCUUCAAAAAUUGAAAUAAAGGAAAAACAAAAUUUAUUAUUUGAAAAAGAGAAGAAAAAACAAAGGAUUGCAGUAGGAAGGAUUGAAAAGAUAGAAGUCAAAUAUCAAUCUCCUGUGGAAGAAAUAACUCUUAUAAUGAAUAAAUAUAUAUCAACUCCUACAGAUUGUGCAAGACAUAUCUCUGAAGGUUUAUCUAAAGUAUCUGCUCUUGCUUUAGUUAAUGGAUCACCGUGGGAUAUGAACAAACCUUUAACAUCAGACUGUAAAUUAAAAUUAUUAAAUUUGCUUAGUCCAGAAAACAAAAUAGUGAAUUCAGCAUUUUGGCGAACUUGUUCUUUUAUUUUGGGUGCUGUUAUAGAUAUGGCAUUUAAGCCAGAUAUAAAAAUUCAUUUACAUAGUUUUCCAAUACCAGUCAUAAAAUCAGGCAGUUUCGUAUAUGAUGUAUAUCUUGAUUUAAUUAAUUGGAAGCCUACAGAUCAAGAAAUGCGUGCAUUAUCUGCUCAGUAUAUAAAACUAAUAAAUCAGGAAUUACCUAUAGAGAGAAUAGAUACUACAGAAAGCAUAGCACUUGAUAUAUUCCAGGAUAAUCCUAUAAAAUUAACACAAAUACCAGAAAUUGUAAAAUCUAACAACAAUAAAAUUACUUUAUAUAGAAUUGGAAAUCAUAUAGAUAUUAGUAAAGGACCUAUGAUAGGAAAUACUUCAUUAGUAGGACGCUGUACGAUUGCCGCUGUUCAUGAAAUUCCGGAUAAAGAAAAUCUAUAUAGAUUUCAAGGUAUAGCACUACCUAAAGGAAUUCUUUUGAAUCAAUUUGCUUAUGGUUUAUUGGAAAAUCGCGCUAAGAAAUUGAACACUACAACAUGGUCAGUUUUAUCGGAGACAAGUCACGAGGAAGAAACUUCUACCGAAAUGUAUAGUAGAAAUUAAUUUUUAUAUUAAAUAUAUAAUAUAAAUAAAAGUGCAUAGUUUCAGUACUCAACUUAGUAAUUUCUUAUCUGUAUAAUAUGUUAUAAUAAAAUAAUAUUUAUAUA
Messenger RNA from Apis dorsata (giant honeybee), 1373 nucleotides. It is a transcript of the gene mRpL39, whose product is annotated as 39S ribosomal protein L39, mitochondrial. The coding region runs from base 274 to 1269 and encodes 331 amino acids. The record is from RefSeq and is a predicted model, not a curated record. Gene Ontology annotation, cellular component: mitochondrion. Gene Ontology annotation, biological process: threonyl-tRNA aminoacylation. NCBI's taxonomy places the organism in Eukaryota, Metazoa, Arthropoda, Insecta, Hymenoptera, Apidae. Gene Ontology annotation, molecular function: threonine-tRNA ligase activity; nucleotide binding. The transcript is spliced from 3 exons.